Molecule: messenger RNA, 1260 nt
Organism: Sitophilus oryzae (rice weevil)
Lineage: Eukaryota; Metazoa; Arthropoda; Insecta; Coleoptera; Curculionidae
Exons: 3
Biological process (GO): positive regulation of transcription by RNA polymerase II; regulation of neuron differentiation
Cellular component (GO): nucleus
Molecular function (GO): DNA-binding transcription factor activity, RNA polymerase II-specific; RNA polymerase II transcription regulatory region sequence-specific DNA binding
Source: RefSeq, a predicted model, not a curated record
AUGAACGCGAGUCGAACGCGGGACGUUCGACUGUUCGUGUCGGUAGAGAGAUCGUAGGGUGCUGUGAAAGCUCGAGAGAAGGACUUAUUACGAGAAUUGGUUUACUAUUACUUUUUACCGGCAACGUCCUGUGUUGUUAUUUUACUAUAUUUUCGUAUAUGGUGUGCUUUUUUAAAGAAGACUCUUUAAUAAACCAGUGAUUCGGUUGAACGUUCAAGUAUUGGUGUAAAGUGUGCCAUAUAAACAAGACUUGAUUGUGAUUGAAACAAAUGAAAGACUUUGUUUGAAACUUGCAGUGACAUUCCUUGUUUGAGUGCCUUACUAUUCGACAUAGGACUUGAUUUCUUAAUUACGUACUUAUAUGUUUGUGGACAAAAACGAUUUGUGAGGUUCUUGGACAAUUUUGGAUAAAGCAAAACUUGAAAAGGAAUGUUGCCGUUUUUAUGUUGUCAACCAUGGCUACUGUAACAUCUGGAAUUCUGUCACCAAAUUCCUAUGGCUUGAAUACAGAUGCAGUGACCCUAAAACUCGCCCACCCCGAACCCAUGGAUACCUACCACCACAGGCACCCCUUCUCGCACACCACCCCUUACUCCGACCCUCAGAACUCCAGCGACUCAGAACAGGAAACACACAAUUACACGCCGACCUCGCCCAAAAGCACCCUAACCAGCUCAGAACCCAAACGAAACAAACGAAAAAACUUCAAACCCAGAUGCUCUCAGAACGUGCUCUCAGAAGACGAAGGCGUUCUGAAUCUGAGCGAAUUUCACGAAAAUAACAAUGUGAAUAACAACGUGAGACGCAGAAAACCCAUUGCUGGGCCGAGAAGAGUCGUUCAAGAUUCAGGUUUCAUUCCGAUGGAUCUGAGCGGAUCCAAAAACGACUCAGAGGCUUCCGAACGUCUGAGUCAUGACUCAGAACUGAAGCAAGACUCGGAAAACACGGACUCGGACGAUUUCAAUACUGAAAACUAUCGGACGCCUUCAGAUAACGAUGAGGCGAAAGAGGAUUCAGAAGCGAACUCAGAAGAUAACGAAUCUAGUAAGAUUCCGAGUAGUUUUUCGAUUCACAAUUUGAGUAAGCCUCACGUUAGCGAUCAGGCGGCUAUGCUGUCUCAGAAUCUGAGCCCGGAUCAGAUAUCGGAGAUGAGGAAUUACGCGAUGAAUACUAUGAGGGAGCUGUUGGGUAUAUACGGACUGACUUCUGAGGUUGCUGAGAGUAUAUCUAGGCAGUUGCCUCUGGCUGCGUUUACAACAG